GCGAUCGGGUCAGCGGAGAGCAGUUGCGGCUGCGCCAUUCCUAAGGUUCUAGGCGUGCAGGCUGGACCCGCGGAAACGCAAGCUGCCGCCUGGGGCAGAAGCAGGAAGGGGGAUUUUCGGCCGGCUGCCGCCGCAGCGGUCUCCGCAGCCGGCGGCCUCCUCUCCUGACCGCUCCAGAAAAGAAGCCCCUUCCCUGGGCCAGCUAGGUAAGAGAGAGACUGCUACUGAACUUGCUAAUAGGGAGGGACCACCGAACCUAAGGAGACCCGUGUCGGCCAGGGGCGUCUUAAAGAAGAGGAGACGGGUUUGUAGUUUUCCUAUAAAGGCCCGGGAGUGCGCGGCGACGGUGGGCUAAAAAGACGGCCAGGAACUAGCCUCCCGCGGAGAAGUCACAGAAGGACUUGGAGCGCAGGUCCGCACAGACGCGGGCUGGGUGAACUGCGAGCCUCGCAGGGCGUUGGUGGAGGAAACCGGGUCGCCGGCCCCACGGCCCUCGCCGACAUGCACAACGCGUCAUUCUCGGAGCUAGGGCCCGCCAACACGUCGUGCUUGGGCCCCGCGCUGGGCUGCCCCAACGCGUCGAGCCCGCCGCCGCUGCCGCCGCCGCUGGCGGUGGCGGUGCCCGUCGUUUACGCGGUGAUCUGCGCAGUGGGGCUGGCGGGCAACUCGGCCGUGCUGUACGUGCUGCUGCGGGCGCCCCGCAUGAAGACCGUCACCAACCUGUUUAUCCUCAACCUGGCCAUCGCCGACGAGCUCUUCACGCUUGUGCUGCCCAUCAACAUCGCUGACUUCUUGCUGCAGCAAUGGCCCUUCGGGGAGCUCAUGUGCAAGCUCAUCGUGGCCAUCGACCAGUACAACACCUUCUCCAGCCUCUACUUCCUCACGGUCAUGAGCGCCGACCGCUACCUGGUAGUGCUGGCCACGGCCGAGUCACGCCGGGUGGCUGGCCGCACGUAUAGCGCCGCACGCGCGGUGAGCCUGGCCGUGUGGGGGCUCGUGACGCUGGUCGUGCUGCCCUUUGCUGUCUUCGCCCGGCUCGACGACGAGCAGGGCCGGCGCCAGUGCGUGCUUGUUUUUCCGCAGCCGGAGGCCUUUUGGUGGCGGGCGAGCCGCCUCUACACGCUUGUGCUCGGCUUCGCCAUCCCGGUGUCCACCAUCUGCGUCCUCUACAGCAUCCUGCUGUGCCGGCUGCGCGCCAUACGGCUGGACAGCAACGCCAAGGCUCUGGACCGCGCUAAGAAGCGGGUCACUCUCUUGGUGGUGGCGAUCCUGGCCGUGUGCCUCCUCUGCUGGACGCCCUACCACCUGAGCACCGUGGUGGCGCUCACCACUGACCUCCCGCAGACGCCGCUUGUCAUCGCGCUCUCCUACUUCAUCACCAGCCUGAGCUACGCCAACAGCUGCCUCAACCCCUUUCUCUACGCCUUUCUGGACGACAGCUUCCGCAGGAGCCUCCGCCAGCUGCUGGCCUGCCGCGCUGCCGCCUGACAUCCCCCCGCCCCCCUCCGCGCGCCCUGCGCCCCAGUCUCGGCCGCUCCAGCCCCGGCCGGUGCAGAGGGUGCGGGCGCCCGCGGCGCUCUGGAGGCUUCCCUGAGCUGCAGUCUCCUGUCCCCAACCCCGAAAACUUGCUAAAGAUGCAGAUUCUUGGGCUCCGGUUCAGACAUAGGGAAUCGGACGCGCUAGGGCUGCGCCCUCAAUUUGAAUUUACCAAGCCCUCCAGAUGAUGCAGGAACACAUUAAGUAUAAGGACUGUUGAGUCUGAGAACCCAGGCGGAACUCUCCCUAAUGCCAAAGGGCACCGAGUUGACCCCCGAAUUUGACAGGGGAGGGCAGGAAGCGGGGAGGAGGGCGGCAGUGGUGCUGGGAACCCCCUGCCGGUUGCCCCCUCUCUCCACCCGCCCAGGGCGUUUGCGACCCAGGCUCUAGGUGGAGCCCUCGGCGCUAUCC
Molecule: messenger RNA, 1947 nt
Organism: Leptonychotes weddellii (Weddell seal)
Lineage: Eukaryota; Metazoa; Chordata; Mammalia; Carnivora; Phocidae
Gene: NPBWR1
Product: neuropeptides B and W receptor 1
Biological process (GO): neuropeptide signaling pathway
Cellular component (GO): plasma membrane; neuron projection
Molecular function (GO): neuropeptide binding; neuropeptide receptor activity
Source: RefSeq, a predicted model, not a curated record